ACGCGAAAAAAGUUGACGGAGUUUCCGAAGAACAGAGGAGAGGGAAAGACGAUGAAGAUCCGUGAGAAGUUCAGGGCACGCACGCAAAGAGAGGGGCUGUAUUACUUGUUAGGUAAUGGGAAGGGUAAGUUGGUCAUUUCACAAUAUUCCUCUCAAUUAAGAGGCUGAAUUCAAAGCUCGUGGGAAUGCAACUGCAUCAUCUUCAUCGGACUCACACCAAUCGUUCAUUCCCAUUUGCAUAGCUUCUUCAGCCAUGGCCAUGGACCUUCCCUUGGAUUCCAUGGCCGCUUCCAUUGGAGUCUCUGUCCCUGUCCUUCGCUUCCUACUCUGCUUCGUCGCCACCAUUCCCCUCAGCUUCCUCUGCCGAGUGCUCCCCCGUGGUCUCCCCAAACACCUUUACUCCGCCGUCGUCGGUAUCGUUCUCUCUUACCUCUCCUUUGGCUUCUCCUCUAACCUUCACUUCCUCGCUCCAAUGUUACUCGGCUACGCUGCCAUGCUCCUCUAUCGUCCCCGAUGCGGCAUCAUCACCUUCUUCACCGGAUUCGGAUACCUCAUUGGGUGCCACGUGUAUUACAUGAGUGGCGAUGCGUGGAAGGAAGGUGGCAUCGAUGCCACUGGGGCUUUGAUGGUUUUGACGCUCAAGGUCAUCUCGUGUGCAAUUAAUUACAACGAUGGGUUGUUGAAAGAGGAGGGUUUGAUUGAGGCUCAGAAGACAUACCGCUUGAUUAAAAUGCCUUCGUUGAUUGAGUAUGUUGGUUACUGCCUCUGCUGUGGGAGUCACUUUGCCGGUCCUGUUUAUGAAAUGAAGGAUUAUCUUGAUUGGACUGAAGGAAAAGGGAUUUGGAGUUCUGAAGCAAAAGGACCAUCGCCAUCGCCUUAUGGGGCGACUGCUCGAGCACUUCUCCAAGCUGGUUUUUGCAUGGCCAUGUAUUUAAAGCUUUCGCCUCAUUUUUCUCUGUCCAUGUUUACUGAUCCUACAUACCAAGAAUGGGGAUUCUGGAAAAAGUUGGGUUACCAGUAUAUGUCUGGAUUUUCGGCACGGUGGAAGUAUUAUUUCAUUUGGUCAAUUUCAGAAGCUUCUAUUAUCAUCUCUGGCCUGGGUUUCAGCGGUUGGACUGAUUCGUCCCCGCCAAAACCACGCUGGGACCGGGCCAAAAAUGUAGAUGUAUUGGGUGUUGAGUUUGCAACGAGCGCAGUUGUGAUUCCAACUGUGUGGAAUAUACAAGUCAGCACCUGGCUUCGUCAUUAUGUUUAUGAGAGGCUUAUUCAGAAUGGGAAGAAACCAGGUUUCUUUCAGCUACUUGCCACCCAGACCGUUAGUGCUGUUUGGCAUGGCUUAUACCCUGGAUACAUCAUAUUCUUUGUUCAGUCAGCAUUGAUGAUUGCUGGUUCUAAAGUCAUAUACAAAUGGCAGCAAGCUAUGCCUCCAACAAUGGCUCUGGUUAAAAAUGUAUUGGUGUUUAUGAAUUUUGCUUAUACACUUUUGGUACUAAAUUACUCUUGCGUUGGUUUCAUGGUAUUAAGUCUGCAUGAAACUCUUGCCUCUUAUGGAAGCGUGUAUUACAUUGGAACUAUUGUUCCUGUUGUUAUCAUUCUUCUUGGUCACAUUAUAAAACCUGCCAAGCCUGUCAGAUCUAAAGCUCGGAAGGAACAGUGAGGUAGACGAAGCUAUUUAUUCUCUUUUGAAUUUUUGAAAUCAGAUUAGGAUAAUGCCAGAGAAUGUGCUUCCUGUGUCAGGUUUCCUGCCCUUAGUUUCAAUCUUUUGUAACAGUUCCUUUGGUUCUGAAAUGGCUGGGCCUUUUCAUACUAUUAGCUUUAGCGUUGAAUUGUAUUUCUGCUAUUAGAGAACAUCUUUUUAGCAGGUUUGAUAAAAGCAGUUUUUGAAGAGAUGUUAUAAACGUGUAUUUUUGUGAUUUCUGUGCUCUGAUGGCUCUGAUUUCCGACAAUUACUGCAAGGAAUUCUAUAUUUCAAAUCUUAGCUAUAGAGAAAUAUGAAGAAACUAUGAUGUGUGAUGGCAUAACUGCACUAUUUAUUUCUCAACACCCUUAAUUUGUUGUCAUCUUGUACCCAAAUGGUGCCUGCCUAAUUGGACAGCAAGUAAGGGCAAUGGUGUUGAGAAGUUUUUGGAUAUGCGCUGCCUAUUAUAGGUCUAAGAAUUUAAUUUUCUUAGAAGUGCAUUUGUUAGAAAAUUGACUGGGACUGUGCUUACCUAAGAAUGAUAUAUCUCAAUUGUGUAGGUUUAGAAUGUCCUGGAAAUCUUUUUUGCCUUAAGACUGGAUCAGAUACUAUGACAAGUUGAGCUAGUAUUCUACUGCAUGUUGGGCCUGUAAUUGCCUAUUGUCAGUGUUCGCAAACCAUGCCAAUGGAAAAAACCUUAAAAAUGUUUUUAGUC
Molecule: messenger RNA, 2393 nt
Organism: Abrus precatorius (Indian licorice)
Lineage: Eukaryota; Viridiplantae; Streptophyta; Magnoliopsida; Fabales; Fabaceae
Product: lysophospholipid acyltransferase 1-like
Exons: 8
Coding region: 254-1657 (467 amino acids)
Biological process (GO): lipid modification; triglyceride biosynthetic process; phospholipid biosynthetic process
Cellular component (GO): endoplasmic reticulum; membrane
Molecular function (GO): acyltransferase activity
Source: RefSeq, a predicted model, not a curated record